Molecule: messenger RNA, 1951 nt
Organism: Salvia miltiorrhiza (redroot sage)
Lineage: Eukaryota; Viridiplantae; Streptophyta; Magnoliopsida; Lamiales; Lamiaceae
Product: protein EARLY-RESPONSIVE TO DEHYDRATION 7, chloroplastic-like
Exons: 3
Coding region: 319-1464 (381 amino acids)
Cellular component (GO): plasma membrane
Source: RefSeq, a predicted model, not a curated record
AUUCUUUAUUUUUCUAUUACCGAAUGACCUAAACGGUACAAAUUGUUUUAAAUUAAAUAUCUACCGACGUGUGGAUAAAUAUAUAUAUGUAUAUUUAAAAAAAAUCUCAAAAACAAACAAAUUAGUAAACCGUUAACAGUUACCUUUUACAGCUUACCGCCGCGGCAGCAACGCGGCUUCUGCGUCUCUUGCUUCGUGUCACAGUCUUCACACUUUCUCCCUCUCCUUCAACCGACAUCGCCAUUUCUUUCCUUAAUUGCUAAGAUCUUCCAAAAAUAUCACACCAUAUCAUCACCUCAAUUUCAAGAUAUCCCAACUAUGUCUUCAAACACUCCUAAAUCUCUCUAUCCAGAAGUUCCCCUAACCAACCCAGAAUCCAACUCUCCAUUCAUCCCCAAUAACUCUUCUUCAUCCUCUUCCAUGUAUCCGACAAUCCAGAUGAAUGAAUUAGCUGAGAAUCUGUUUCCUGAGACCGACGAAGAAGAAAUCCCCAAAAGAGGGGCGCCGAAUCAACCCGAAUUCGAGUCGUUCGAGCAAGUUCUCGUCACGAUUCCGGGCGCGAUCGUGCACUUGAUCGACAAGCACCGCAGCGUGGAGCUGGCGAGCGGCGAUUUCGAGGUGGUGCAGCUCCUGCAGGGCGGCAACGCGGUGGCGGCGCUGGCGCGCAUCGGGGAGGAGAUCCAGUGGCCGCUCGCGCGGGACGAGGCGGCGGUGAAGCUCGACGACUCGCACUACUUCUUCAGCCUCAGAGUCCCCGCCUCCGCCGACGGCGGCAACGGCGACGAUUUGCUGAAUUACGGAUUGACGAUUGCCGCGAAGGGGCAGGAGGGAAAGGUGAGGGAGCUGGACGCGGUGCUGGAGAAGUUCAGCGCGUUCAAGGUGGAGGAGGCGGCGGCGGGGGUGGAGCAGGGGUGGUGGGGGGCGGUGACGAGGGGGGUGUCGCCGGAGGAGAUGAAGGGGGAGAAAAAGGAGGAGGUGGAGAAGAGCGCCACCGCGUAUUGGACCACGCUGGCGCCGAAUGUGGAGGAGUACAGCGGGAGCGUGGCGAAGAUGAUCGCGGCGGGGUCGGGGCAGCUGGUGAGGGGGAUUUUGUGGUGUGGGGAUGUCACUGUGGAUAGGCUUAAAUGGGGGAAUGAGUUCUUGACUAAGAGGAUGGGGAAGGGCUGCAGCUCUGAAAUUAGCCCUCAGGCUAUGAGGAGGUUGAAGAGGGUGAAGCAGAUGACGAAGAGGUCGGAGAAAGUGGCGACGGGGCUGCUCUCCGGGGUAUUGAAGGUCUCUGGUUUCUUCACAAGCUCAGUUGUGAAUUCUAAGGUGGGCCAGAAGUUCUUCAGCCUACUUCCCGGAGAGAUCAUCCUUGCUUCCUUGGAUGGAUUCAAUAAAGUGUUUGAUGCCGUUGAGGUUUCUGGGAGGAAUGUGAUGUCGACUACAUCAGUGGUUACAACGAAGCUCGUCUCGCAAAAGUAAAACUUUUACAGUCUUAAGAUAAUAGAUUGUGUUGCAGAGAACUUAGAACUUUCAUGAUUAGUAAGAUAGAGUACAUGAUUUGAGUUUUUUUUUUUUAUUUUUUUUGUAGAUAUGGAGAGCAAGCGGGGGAAGCAACAAACAACGGGAUGGGGGCUGCAGGUCACGCCAUUGGCACAGCGUGGGCCGUGUUCAAAUUGAGGAAGGCUCUCAACCCGAAAAGCGCGUUUAGACCUACGGCCUUCGUCAAGGCUGCUGCCAAGGCCAAUGCUGGUAAGUUGAAGGAUGAACAGAAGAAAUGAUCGUUUUUGGGCAAAUCAACUUGCACAAAGCCUUUUGUAGUUUGUGGUUAGAAGAUAAAACGUGUUAUGUUUGCUUGAGAUGUCGUUUUAUCCCUCUCUCUCUCAGUCCCGGAUUUUGAAAAUUGUUUGGGCAUUGUUUUAUAUAUAUGAUGUGGUUUUACAUUACAAUGGACUCAUCUUUCUCAUCA